Messenger RNA from Strongylus vulgaris, 300 nucleotides. Lineage: Eukaryota; Metazoa; Nematoda; Chromadorea; Rhabditida; Strongylidae. The record is from the annotation of a GenBank genome assembly.
AUGACCGCUGUCUCCUACACCAUUGAACCUAUCGAAGGCCGUGCCGCUAUCCAAAAGAACUUCGUGAAACUACCUGAACGUGCUGCUAACUAUUCAAAUCGUCAUGUUACUCUCAAUGAAAGGUUUUCUAUCAUAGAACGAGGUUAUUACCUCAAGCCUGUUGAACUGCCAAAAGCUGCGCAACCCACGCCACGAGUUAGUCUUGUUUGUAUGAAUGCCGUGUCAAGGGAAGAGGUAAUGGCCAGUACCAUGGCGAAAAUAGAGAAGAAACAAGUGGAGGAGCAACGAAGAUUGGCAAAG